AUGGAGAAGAGCGAGGGAGAGUUGAGCGACUCAGAAGAAGAAGAGGCGAAGCCGCCACUCUCCAAGAAGGCCAAGAAGGAGCCGCCUGUGGGGAACGAGGCAGGAUGCAGUGACGUGGACCCCAAAGGGACCAGCCGUAAGUCGAGGUCAAGGGCCAGAAAGAAGAUGAAGAAAAUGGCCAAACGAGAACAUGCAGAACAGAACCAAGCCAAGCUAAACCUGACCAGACAGGACAAAACCGUGCUAGAGCUGGUCAAACAGGAACAAGCCGUGGGAGAACUGGCAAGGGAGGAGGGACGGCUGGUAAAAUUGAAGAUCAGAGGAGCACCUAGUUCAGACUACAGAGCCAUACUGACCCAGCUGGCAACUCUCCUGCCUUCCUCCUCCUCCUUUACCAACAGUCCCACCUCUACUGCUGUGGGCCUACUGCCCCAGACUGCCAACCACUCUACUCCACCGGAGUGUACUCUGCCUCUGUUCAAAACAGCAGCAUUCCAGGCAGCUAUCCUCCACCUCCUACUUGGAGACGACACGCCCCCUGAUCCUAGGCUCGCCGAGCUCCGUUCUCACGACGUGGCUGUCCUCUGGCUCUCGAUGGUGUCGGCUGAAAUGUUUCUCUCUCGUCCGGACCUGUUCUCCGGUCUUGCCUCCCUCUCUCCCUCGGUUCAACUCCUCCUGAACCACCCCGGAACCGAGUCCAGCGCAAAGCUGGGUCUCGAGGCCUUCCUGUUCAAGUCCCCCGGCGAGACUGAGGAGGGAGGAGGAGGGGAGGUGGGGAGGAAGGCUCUGACAAAACUAUGGUAUCUUUUGAGCGUGGCGACAUGA
This is a messenger RNA of Geodia barretti, 825 nucleotides long. Lineage: Eukaryota; Metazoa; Porifera; Demospongiae; Tetractinellida; Geodiidae. The record is from the annotation of a GenBank genome assembly.